Messenger RNA from Leishmania major strain Friedlin, 3498 nucleotides. RefSeq lists its product as hypothetical. The transcript has a single exon. The coding region runs from base 1 to 3498 and encodes 1165 amino acids. Lineage: Eukaryota; Euglenozoa; Kinetoplastea; Trypanosomatida; Trypanosomatidae. The record is from RefSeq and is a predicted model, not a curated record.
AUGAUGAGCACCGCACCGCACACGCCCCCACCUCACCCCGCGGGACUCAAUUGCAGCGAGCACAUCGAGGCAAGGCUUCCGGCGCGUCUGCAGGGAAGCAGCGGUGCUCACAAGCCCGCGAUGAGCAACAUGACCCCUCCCGACCCACGCCUUGGCCACGUGGCGGACACCACAUACGGAAGCAGUAACAUCAGCGAUAUCCCCCACGAGGAGCCUAUGUGGCGUUCUUCGGAAGUGGCUGCCUCGAGCACGGCGGAGCGCUACGAAGCUGCGCAGAAGCCCUUCGUAGGCAUGCCUACCAUCGCCCUCCAGCCGCCGCCGCCCUUUUCGAUGCGGCAUUCGACGGCUGCACCAUUCUCCUCGUCCCCUGUCCAACUGAGCUCCCUCGGCGACUGUGCCGGCGACGGCACGAGCAACCACAGCAGCAGCAGCAGCAGCAGCCACUCGGCUAGCCACACCUCAUCCCACUACCUCCUCGCCAUCCAGCGAGACCUCGAGAGCAUUGUGCGCCUCCAGCAACUGCAACUGCAGGAGAGGAGGGUGUCGCUUCCAUCCGAGGCAAGCACUACAGGAAGUGUUCCGAGGGUGUGGAUUGACUCCGAGGUGGUGGCGGCUCCAUCAGCGACAGGCGUGCCCUAUCACAUCACCGCCACCGUCGACAGCGCUGAUUCGGCGAUGCAUCUCCAGUCCAUCGACCAUGCAAAGCAAUCGUGGUUCGAAGGCAACGCCGCGGCGCACGCACCCCCUCACCAGCAGCAGUCACCGCAGCCGUUGCCCCUGUCGUAUCAUCCGCGCUUGACGGUGGCACCCGCCGGUGCUCACGCUGCGAAAGCGUCCGACGCGGCGCCGCAGCUGUCACUCGACCCCUGGCAGUCAAGCUUGCAGGGUGACAACGACAUGCUGCUCUCACCGUCACCGCAUGUCGUCAGCGGGGCCAGCAUCUCCGCUGGUGCAGGUGGCUUCGUUAUGCAUCAGCAGCAACAACCGCAGCCGCCGCCACCACCGCCCUCAUCCUCUCCCAUUCCGGCCUCUCUCGUGGAGUAUCAACGUUAUCUCAUGCAACUGGAGCAUCAGCAGCGCCAGCACCGCGAAGUGCUGCGACGGCACCGCAGGCAGCGGAAGGAGGAGAUGAUGGCGGCCGCACAGCGUGGAGCAACGAUGAUCACUGUGCCGGUGAGUAUGACGACGCCACCGCGACAGCGAACCGGCGUCGGUGCCGCGACCGAGGACAGACGCGACCGAAGCCCGCCACUCGCGAUGAUGAAGCAAACGCUACGGCAGCGCCGAGGCGACGGCCGCGGCAUCCGCAGCGUCGACACGCUGUGCGGCAACGCCUCGUCCUCCGCCAGCAGUAAGACGGCGCCCUCGGUAACGCAACAGCGGGGCCGGCAUUCGCAGAAACAGUGGCACACGACAACGCCGUCGCCAGCCCCAGCAGCAGAAGCCCAGUCCCGCGACCGCAGCGGUGGCCGGCGAGCGAGCUCCAGCCGAGGUCGCGGUUGCGGUGCCGAGGAUGCCGGCCCGUCUGCGGCCAGAGGGGCGGGGAUACCAGCCGUGGCGCUGAGAGACGCGCCAGCGCGCAAUGAGCAUCGUCAGAGUACACCGAAACAAGAACAGCGGCGGAAAUCAAAUAUGCGGAACAGCCCCACCAACAGUCGCUCACGAUAUGUGAGCCCGCAACGACUGGCGACCGCGGUGGUGAAUGGGCGGGAUGUUCAGCACUUGCUGCUGCACACGCCACCAUUGAUAGCGGGCUCUCUUCCCAGGUCUUUCCUACUCGCAUCUGGGCUCACGGACGCAACGCCCCUGCAGGUGUACGCUGAAACGGCGACGCUGACGCCUCCGCAGUCCUCCUCCCCGGUGGAGGCCUUCGCCGACGCGCUGCUGAUGGACGUGAACGGGGCACUCGGGACCGUCGGCGACGGCGCUUCCGCAGUAGGGUCGUUGCCGCCACCGCCACCACCCUUGAUGACCACACACUCUUUCGCCGGGACAGCCAUCACGAGAGAAACAACCCCCUUCACGGCCGUCGGUGGCACAGCAACCGUGCCGGCGCCUAUCGUUUUCGCCAUCGCACCUAGCGGUGCGGUCGUCAUGCCCCCUGGCGACGUCGCAGACGACCAUCGGGAUGAGGCGGAGAUGGCGCCAGCAGCAGAACAGAAGUUCUGGCACCACAGAAGCCGCGAUCAACACCAGGGCACGAGCAGGGAGAGCAAUCUCACCACCAUGACUACCACCACGCCUGCAUCGUCUACCGAGUCGUCGCCCUCACGUGAAAGGGGGGCGCACACCGCGAGAGCGGUAGGAGGCGCCAGGAUGCAUGUUAAGGGCGGCGCCGCGACGCCUGCUGCGAUGCAGCCAUCGGCGGCCAUCGCUGCCAUCCUGCAGCACCCUGACGCCACAGCAACCGCGCACUCCCACCGUCAGCAGCGCUCCCGCAGCGCGGAUCCGAUCCUCGUCCACGGCAACAACGGCUUUAACUGGCGCCUGACGCGGCGUCGCGUCCGUGGUGCUGGAGCCACCACCACCGAGGCCGAGACCCACCACAACUACCCAGAUGUUCAUCGCAAGACUCGCCACCACCUUCACAACGGCCACCACCAUCGCUCUGUGGAGGGCAUCAGCAGCACAACUCCCGAGCACGGCACGGGUACGCCGCGAAGCAGCCGCUACAGGUACAACAGCAGCAGCACGACACGACAGCGGAAACAGUCGCGGCAACUGUCAAAACACACUCCGCACAACGCCGACGGCGCGGAUACCCGCAGUGACGGUCAUGACGGCAGCAUGAAGCACACCGUCGAUGCCGCGAGGCAGCCGCCCGCGAGUCCAGGAGGCGGCGACAAGGCACAUGGACGUGCCAUGCCUGGCUACGGCAACCGUAAUGCGACCACCGCUGCAGCAACACCUUCCUAUAGCUGCCCCGCAGGCGGUGAUGCGGUGAGCCGGCUAGCGCAUUUGCGACCGCUUCCACCGUCGCGGAAAGCGGCCGCCAUCUGGCAUGACGUUAAACUCAUGUGGACCCCAGUGCCAGCAUCGCAGACCCCCUUCGCCGCUGUCUACCGCUACCACCCUCACACGCACCCCCCAACUUCCUUUCACGGGCAACAGCAGCAGUCUCUGGUCCAUCGAGAUGUGUCGCCGUCCGCAUCCGCGGGAAGAACUGCUGAAAUUGCGCGAGGCCACACAACAGGUCGUGCCUCAGCUGCAGCCGUGAGGAGUAGAGGAGCAUCACGAGCUCUGACGGGGGCUGCAGGAGCCUCGCCCUCCGCGCAGCCGCCGCCAUCUAUUGUCCUUCCCCAUACACAGCAGCAGAUGGCAUCUGCCGGUGCACCACUUCUGUGCAUGACAGACAGCCUCAUCGGUGCUGCAUUGCGCGAUGUCCUGCCAGUGUGCCGAGCGCGUCAGCGCGAGGUGGCGCGUGAGGUGGCUCGUAGGCGAUACCAGACUUUGCCGGCAGGCGUCGGUGCUGCCACCGCAUCGGCGACCGUGCUCUAG